Messenger RNA from Thlaspi arvense, 2523 nucleotides. Lineage: Eukaryota; Viridiplantae; Streptophyta; Magnoliopsida; Brassicales; Brassicaceae. The record is from the annotation of a GenBank genome assembly.
AUGGGAACUAGGAAAAUUCUUUUGUCUCUUUCUCUUCAUGGAAGAGGCCCAGACAUAUCCACUGACCCACCCUUGUGUGAACAUUCAUUGGAUAAUGAUGCGAAUUGUAGAGAAUGGGGAGGUGUCUAUGUUACAUAUCAAGAUCCUUCUUACUCCAAAGCUCCGUAUAGGAAGAUUCUAGAGGGAAAACAGAUGAUGAAAGCUCUAACAGGCCGUUUGGAGAGGCUAUUCAAUAAAAAUGAGGAUAAUCCUAGGAAUGAGGAUAGCUCCGGAAAUGAUACUUCGUCAGAGCAGUCCACCAUGCUGUCCGAUUAUGAGGAUUGCAUUGAAGAGCCCCUAUCUGGCUCUAGCUUUGAAGAAGCUAUGGAGAAGAUGCAAUCAAUGAGCAAAGAAAGGGAAAUGCCUACGAACUUGCGAGGGGGCAUUCUGCUUGAUGAGACCUACAUUGUACCAUCUAAAGUUCUCAACUUAUUUCUUUUUGCUCCCAAUUCAAAGUUCAGGAGAGAUCUUGCAGACUUGCAAGGAACAACAGAUGUACAAGAGGGUUCCUGGACAUUUAAACCAGAAGACAUGUCAUGCUUAACUAGAUUUGUUACAUAUACAAAUCCUGCAUCAAAGUUAGUUAAGGCUGUUAAAGCCACUGAAGAGCAAACAUAUGCUAAGGCAGAUGGAAUAGAAUUUGCUGUUCAUGUAAAUGUGAGCACACCCGAUGCUCCAUAUGGGCCACAGCUCUCUUCGGGAGAAGAAUCCUCUCGUCUUGUGGUGUCUUGGGGCAUUAACUUCAUUCAAAAUACUAUGAUGAGGGGAAUGAUUGAAGGAGGAGUUCGACAAGGAUUAAAAGAGAGCUUUGGCCAACAAGGAUCAUUUGUUGGCAACUUUGCAAAAUGGGCACCAAACGGAUUGGGAGUUGGCAACUUACUUGGAAAGCUGCAGGGACUGCAAUUUAAUGGUAUAGAUUUACCAGAUAGUUUUGGGGAGCUUAUAACAGCUGGAAUCAUAGUCAUUCAGUUAGAACGUAGUGAUCAUGGAGUCAAAGGGCAAGGUGAUGGAUGGGUUCUCACAAUAGCUUUGAUUGAGGGGAUGAACUUAACCCUGUUGGAUCCAUUGGGGUUGCCAGAUCCCUAUGUGGUAUUCACGUGCAAUGGGAAAACAAGAACAAGCUCUGUUAAGCUUCAAACUCUUGAUCCUCAAUGGAAUGAGGUACUUGAGUUUGAUGCUGCUGAAGAACCUCCUUCAAUGUUGGACGUGGAGGCUGCCUCACUAGGUCAUGCAGAGAUAAAUUUCUUAAGACACACAUCCACAGAACUGGCAGACUUCUGGGUUCCCCUCCAGGGGAAACUUGCUCAAUCUUCUCAGUCAAAGUUGCAUCUUAGAAUAUUUUUGGAUAAUAAUAAUGGGGUUGAAACAAUUAAAGAGUACCUAAUGAAGAUGGAAAAGGAAGUCGGGAAGAAGUUGAAUCUUCGGUCGCCCCACAGAAAUUCAACAUUCCAAAGAAUUUUUGGGUUGCCGCCUGAAGAAUUUCUCAUCAGUGACUUCUCAUGCUCCUUGAAAAGAAAGAUGCCAUUACAGGUGUUAUACAGAUAUGCAGGACAAACCAAAGGCCUUUUGUUCAAUAGGGGGUCCUUAAACAUAAAAGCAACCUUGGAUCUGCAAGAAGAGAGAAAUCUUCUGAUGAAAAAUGGGCGCCUUUUUCUAUCUGCAAGAAUUGUUGGGUUCUAUGCCAACUUCUUUGGUGCUUCCCCUUCUCUAUCAUCCAUGGGCAGCCCUCAGUUGGUCAUAAUUCUUCGCAAGGGUCGAGGUCUUGAUGCUAGGCAUGGAGCAAAAUCUCAAGAUGAAGAAGGCAGGCUUCAAUUCUAUUUUAUAUCGUUUGUGUCAUUCAAUGUAGCCAGUAGGACAAUCAAAGCAUUGUGGAGAACAAGAAGGCUCACUCCUGAACAGAAAGCAAAAAUUGCAGAAGAGCAACAGCAAGAAGAUGGGAAGUCCAUAUUGCUUGAAGACUCUGGGUCCUGUUUGGUUGUUGCAGAUGCAAAUAUGUCCAAGUUUGAAUCACUCAUGGAAAUGUUUGAAGGAGGAGAUUUGGAGCAUGAAGUGAUGGGUAAGUCUGGCUGCCUGGGAUACGUCACAACCACUUGGGAAUCUGUAAAGCCAGAUUUGUUUGAAAGGCGUCUAUGUUACAAAUUUAGCCGUCAAUUCUCAAUCUUUGGAGGUGAAGUUACCUGUACACAGCAGAAAUUCCCCAGUUCUGAUGGAAAAGGGUGGAUUGUGAAUGAGGUCAUGGCCCUGCAUGAUAUCCUUUUCAGUGAUCACUUCCGUGUGCAUUUCAGGUACAAAUUCGAGAGCUCUGUUCUGACAGCUAAUUCUUGCAAAUGUGAUGUUUAUAUCGGUAUAAGAUGGCUAAAAAGCACCAAGUUCCAGCAGAGAAUCACUAGGAACAUAUCGGAGAAGUUUGCUCACAAGUUGAAGAACACUUUUGAACUGGUUGAACGGGAGAUUUUACUAGCAAACAGUUCAAAUAUGAAAUGA